Planococcus citri (citrus mealybug) is the source of this 2581-nucleotide messenger RNA. RefSeq names its product heat shock 70 kDa protein II-like. Gene Ontology annotation, cellular component: cytoplasm; cytosol; plasma membrane. The record is from RefSeq and is a predicted model, not a curated record. The transcript has 7 exons. NCBI's taxonomy places the organism in Eukaryota, Metazoa, Arthropoda, Insecta, Hemiptera, Pseudococcidae. Gene Ontology annotation, molecular function: ATP-dependent protein folding chaperone; ATP binding. Bases 48 to 2120 code for a protein of 690 amino acids.
UUAACGUGUUCGCAAUUUCUAGGACUUUGGGUACCACUCCUAGCGAAAUGGAUGCUCCAGCAAUCGGAAUAGACUUGGGCACAACGUAUUCUUGUGUUGGUGUUUUCCUGUACGGAAAGGUUGAAAUCAUCGCUAACGAUCAAGGUAAUAGAACAACACCCAGUUGUGUGGCGUUUUCUAAUGAAGGAAUUUUGAUCGGAGAAGCCGCCAAAAAUCAAGCAUCGAGGAAUGUUAAUAACACCAUUUAUGAUGUUAAGAGAUUGAUGGGUCGCGAAUUCAACGACUUUUCAGUUCAGUCCGAUAUGCAGCGUUGGCCUUUUCAGGUAGUCUAUGAUAAUAACAGACCAAAAAUCGUAGUUGAAGUUGGAGGAACUUAUAAAACUUAUUUUCCUGAAGAAAUAUCCUCAAUGGUUUUGAGAAAAAUGAAAGAGACUGCCGAAGCUUACCUUGGUAUUACAGUCAAGAAUGCUGUUAUCACCGUGCCAGCUUAUUUCAACGAUUCUCAAAGAUGUGCUACUAUGGAUGCUGCUAAAAUCGCCGAGUUGAAAGUAUUACGUAUUAUUAACGAACCCACUGCUGCCGCCAUCGCUUACGGUUUAGAUAAGAAAGGUUCCAACGCGCAUAAUGUAUUGAUUUUCGAUCUUGGUGGAGGUACUUUCGAUGUUUCUAUUUUAACCAUCCAAGACGGCGUAUUCGAAGUUAUUUCAACCGCCGGCGAUACUCACUUGGGUGGCGAAGAUUUCGACAGCAAAAUGGUCGAUCAUUUCGUUCAAGAAUUCCAACGUAAACACAAAAAAGACCUCAGUCGAAACAAGAAAGCCCUACACCGUUUACUCAAUGCAUGUGAACGAGCAAAAAGAACACUAUCAUCGGCGACUGUAGCCAACAUAGAAAUCGAUUCUCUGUACCAUGGUAUAGAUUUCUACGCGUCGAUCACUCGUGCUAGAUUUGAAGAAUUGAAUGCCCACUUCUUCCGAAGAGCAAUGACACUUGUUCAAAAAGCGAUUGAAGAUGCUAAAUUCAACAAAUCAAAAGUUCAUCAGGUCGUUUUGGUAGGUGGCUCUAGCCGCAUACCGAAAAUUCAAAAAAUGUUGCAAGAUUUCUUCGAUGGAAAAGAAUUGAACAAAUCGCUUAACCCAGACGAAGCGGUAGCCUAUGGAGCUGCCGUACAGGCUGCCAUAUUAAAUGGCGAUACAUCGAGGGUUGUACGAGACGUGGUGUUAUUCGACGUUAUACCGCCGGUCCAAUGUGCGUUGUCACUAGGUGUUGCUUGUGGAGAAGAACACCAUAAAAUGGCAACGAUAAUUAAACGUAACACUCCUAUUCCAGCCAAAGAGAAUGACACUUUUUCCACAAUGUUAGAUAAUCAAACCGCAAUAUCGAUCGAAGUUUACGAAGGCGAAUAUGCUACUGUGAAGGAUAAUCAUUUCCUUGGCAAAUUUAUGAUUAACGGUAUCCCUCCUGCUCCUAAAGGUGCACAAAUUGUAACUGAAACCUUCGAAAUCGAUGCCAAUGGUAUUUUGAAGGUCACUGCCGUUGUCGAAUCGAAUGGUCGUACGAACCAACUUAUUAUUACACAUGACAGAGCUCGUCUCAGUAAAGAUGAAAUUGAGCGUAUGGUCGAGGAUGCUGAAAAAUUACGAAGCGGAGAAAAAAAACGAAGAGCUGCUUUAGGCGCCAAGAACUCUUUGGAAUCUUACUGUAUCAACGUGCAGAGCACUGUGGAAGAUGGAAAGUUGAAAGAUAAGAUCAGUAAAUCCGAUAAAGAUAUAAUUUUGAAAAAAUCCGAAGAAACUAUUGUCUGGUUGAAUUCUAAUCAUUCAGUUGAUUCUGAGCUUUACAAACGCAAGCAAGUAGAAUUACAAAACGUAUUUGAUGCGGUAAUAUCGAUAGCUAUCAACCCUAGUGAAGAAAACGACACGUACUGGAAAAUACUGAACGUGGAGAAACAUACCUCCCCAGAUGAAAUCGAAAAAGCGUACAGGAUCGUUGGUCGCAAGUAUCAUCCCGAUAAAUACGAAGGCGACAAAGAAAUUGGAACCAUGUAUUGGCAUAUUAUUAUGAAAGCAAAAAAAGUGCUCAUCAAUCUAGCAAAUCGUACGUUUGGUCACAACACCUGAUCGUGUAAUGGUAGAUGUUACACAAUAUCAGAAAAUCAACAUUUUGAUUAUACCGGCUCAACAUUUUUUCAUUUUCAAUACCGCGUCGUACGUCUGUUUCCAUUUAAUGGUGAAUGUCGAAUGUCUAAACCUGAGCAGUUCCAAAACUCGUGCAUUUUAAUUUCUUCAGAUUUCAAUGAUUUCGAUUACGACGCAUAUUUUCAGUUUUUUGUUAGGAGUUUUGUAAAGGUUAAUAAAAACCAAUAAUAGGUAUUUGUAAUAAUUAUUUAGUUUUUAAAGUGUGAUUUUUCUAUGUCUAAGUAUGCAUUUUAUUCGAGGUUAUUCCUACCUUUGUGUUUCUUAUUUUAUUUUAUUUUAUUUUUUAAGUAGUUCUCGUUAAGGUGCGCGGAGGUGCGUUGUCAGCUGGCAACUGAAUCGUAUUAUAAUCCUGAAAUAUACGUUUGAAGAUUUUUUUUACGGUA